AUGGAAGAAAAUGCAAACACUAGCUUGGACGAAGAUUUUGAAGGACAAGCUACACACACAGGGCCCAAAGGUGUGAUCAAUGACUGGAGAAAGUUUAAAUUAGAAAGUGAAGACAGAGACUCCUUACCCUUGAGCAAGAAAGAAAUUCUUCGACAGAUGUCUUCUCCACACAGGUCUUUCAGUAAGGAUGAUAAAGACACCAGAGAUAGAUUCUGUCGUAAGAUGAGUAUGCAGGAGUAUGAAUUAAUUCAAGAUGACAAAGAAGAUGAAAGCUGCCUACAAAAAUACCGCAAACGCUGCAUGCAGGAUAUGCACCAGAGGCUAAGUUUUGGGCCUAAAUAUGGUUAUCUGUGUGAGCUGCAAAACGGAGAACAGUUCCUGGAAGCCAUUGAAAAAGAACGGAAGACUACCACCGUCAUUGUCCACAUUUAUGAAGACGGCAUCAAGGGCUGUGAUGCUCUGAACAACAGCUUAACCUGCCUUGCUGCUGAGUACGCCACUGUGAAGUUCUGCAAAAUCAAAGCCUCUGACACUGGGGCUGGAGACCGCUUCUCAGAUGAAGUGCUUCCCACCCUGCUCGUCUACAAGGGUGGGGAGCUCCUGAGCAAUUUCAUUAGCGUUUCUGAACAAUUCAACGAUGAAUUCUUUGCUGUGGAUGUGGAGUCUUUCCUAAAUGAGUAUGGGUUGCUACCUGAAAGGGAGCUUCCAGCACUGGGAAAUGGUAACACCGAUGAGCAAGAUGUUGAAUAAUUGGAGAGCCACAAUCCUCACUCUUAU
Messenger RNA from Anas platyrhynchos (mallard), 777 nucleotides. RefSeq names its product phosducin (gene PDC). Gene Ontology annotation, biological process: regulation of G protein-coupled receptor signaling pathway. Lineage: Eukaryota; Metazoa; Chordata; Aves; Anseriformes; Anatidae. Gene Ontology annotation, cellular component: photoreceptor outer segment. The record is from RefSeq and is a predicted model, not a curated record.